GGGGGGGCGCGGCCCGCGCAGGCGCGGCGGGGCGGCGGCGGCGGCCAUGUCGGUGCAGGAGGACCCGGUGCAGCGGGAGAUCCAUCAGGACUGGGCCAACCGCGAGUACAUCGAGGUGAUCACCAGCUCCAUCAAAAAGAUCGCGGACUUCCUCAACUCCUUCGACAUGUCGUGCCGGUCCCGCCUGGCCACGCUCAACGAGAAGCUGACGGCGUUGGAGCGCAGGAUCGAGUACAUCGAGGCCCGGGUCACUAAGGGCGAGACGCUGACGUAGGCCCGGGGCGGCCCCGGGCCCCCUCCUCGCCGGAGCACCGCCGCCCCCGCCCCGCUCGGGGCCUGCCGCCGCCGCCUCUGCUUGUGUUGCCAAUAAACCGCUGUGCUCCUGC
Messenger RNA from Pogoniulus pusillus (Red-fronted tinkerbird), 386 nucleotides. It is a transcript of the gene BRK1, whose product is annotated as BRICK1 subunit of SCAR/WAVE actin nucleating complex. Gene Ontology annotation, biological process: cell motility; regulation of actin polymerization or depolymerization; actin filament organization. NCBI's taxonomy places the organism in Eukaryota, Metazoa, Chordata, Aves, Piciformes, Lybiidae. Gene Ontology annotation, molecular function: protein-containing complex binding. Bases 47 to 274 code for a protein of 75 amino acids. The record is from RefSeq and is a predicted model, not a curated record. Gene Ontology annotation, cellular component: SCAR complex. The transcript is spliced from 3 exons.